CUAUCAAUAUUUCUCUCCCAUUGCCUGCCUUCUCUUCUUAAUCUUCCCUCUCCAAACUCUCCUUCCCUCUCAAAGUUAUUUGCCAUGAAAAAAACUCAACCAAGUCCCGGCUUCUUCACCUCGAACUUCUUAGCUCUUCUCGUCGUCGUCUUCUUCUACUUUAACGGCAGGCUAGCAGAGAGCUCAUCCUGCAACUUGUUUCAGGGGAGGUGGGUAUAUGAUCCAGCCUACCCGCUCUAUGAUUCGUCCACCUGUCCGUUCAUCGACCCUGAGUUCAACUGUAAAAAGUACGGUCGCCCCGAUAACAUGUACCUCAAGUACAGGUGGCAGCCAAGUGCAUGCAAUCUCCCAAGAUUUAAUGGCAAGGAUUUCUUGUGGAAAUGGAGAGGAAAGAAGAUAAUGUUCGUCGGAGAUUCGAUAAGUCUGAAUCAAUGGGAGUCCCUCAAUUGCAUGCUUCAUGCAGCCGUGCCUUAUGCUAAGACUUCUAUAUACAGAAAACAGUCACUCUCUACGGUCAGAUUUGAGGACUUUGGGGUGUCAAUCAUGUACUAUCACUCAACAUAUCUAGUAGACAUUGUUCGUGAAAAGAUCGGGCGUGUGCUGAAACUGGACUCGAUACAAAGCGGGCGUGCGUGGCUCGGGGCUGAUAUGCUCAUCUUUAACUCAUGGCACUGGUGGACUCACACUGGAAGCAUGCAACCGUGGGACUAUGUUCAGUAUGGGAAUCAUAUAUCAAAAGACAUGGAUCGAUUACAGGCAUUCGAGAAGGGGUUGGGUACAUGGGCCAACUGGGUGGACUCCAAUGUUGAUACGAGAACGACUAAGGUCUUCUUCCAAGGGAUUUCUCCGACACAUUACUUAGGAGGAGACUGGGGUGAGAUGAACGCGAUGAACUGUAACGGACAGACACGGCCACUAAGCGGAUCGACGUAUCCAGGAGGUUCCCUUCCUGCAGAAUCAAUAGUAAAGGAGGUGUUGAGUAAAAUGUCGAAGCCAGUGUAUCUUCUUGAUAUAACAUUGCUCUCUCAGCUAAGAAAGGAUGCUCACCCAUCUCAAUACAGCAGCACACACUCGGGUAAUGACUGUAGCCAUUGGUGUGUUGCUGGGGUUCCUGAUACAUGGAACGAAUUGUUAUAUGCAGCUCUCCUUUGAGAUACGUAGGAUAAGCAGCAUUGUCGAGACACAAGAAGAAAGAAAAGAGAUCAUAGUUUUGUUUGAAGGUACUGUUUACAGCAUAGAUUAAUUGUCUUAUUGGAAGUAAAGGUGUAAAUAGUAAAAGAUUCGUGCAUUCAAAAUCCCUGUUGAUGCCUUAGAGGAUAAAAGUCCUUCUGUGGUUAAAUGACUUUUCAAGAUUCUAUAACCUGUUUCAUUCUUUGGAUA
This is a messenger RNA of Asparagus officinalis (garden asparagus), 1380 nucleotides long. Its product is annotated as protein trichome birefringence-like 37. NCBI's taxonomy places the organism in Eukaryota, Viridiplantae, Streptophyta, Magnoliopsida, Asparagales, Asparagaceae. The transcript is spliced from 5 exons. Gene Ontology annotation, cellular component: Golgi apparatus. The record is from RefSeq and is a predicted model, not a curated record. Bases 85 to 1152 code for a protein of 355 amino acids. Gene Ontology annotation, molecular function: O-acetyltransferase activity.